AUGCCGCACUCCCAUCAUUCUCACAGCGGCCAGUUCUGCUCGCACGCCAAAGAUACACUUGCUCAAGUGCUCUCACGCGCACAAUCUCUCGGUUUCACCCAUUUUCACGUCAGUGAGCACGUCCCGCGUCAAAACCCUACCGAGCUCUACCCGGAGGAAGUGGAUGCCGAGAUCACACCCGAGCAGCUUCGAAGUACAUUUGAAUCGUACUUGAAGGAAGCCAGACGGCUGCAGAAGGAAUAUGCUGGAUCACUCCAUGUGCUGGUGGGCUGCGAGACGGAAAACAUUUCUAGCCCAGGAACGCUCGAUUACCUUGCACAGGUGUUGGGAAGUGAUGACAAAGCCAAACCCGAAUCGAUUGGAAAGGGAGUGGUAGAUUACAUUGUCGGUUCGUUGCACCAUACCAACACGAUACCCAUUGACUUUGACCGCGAAACAUUCGACAAAUCCGUGUCCAGCUUCGAGUCCACUUCUUCUUCCACAGACGAUGCGCAUCUCCGACUGAUCGAUCGAUAUCUCGACGAUCAACUCGAGGUUCUGCAACGACUCAGGCCCGAGGUGAUUGGUCACUUUGAUCUGUUUCGACUCUUCACACCGCAAUUGCAGCUUCAAGGGACGACUAGAAUUUGGGCGAAAGUAGAGCGAAACGUUAGUUUCGCUGUCGAGUACGGCGCGCUCUUCGAGUGCAAUGCGGCUGCGUUCAGAAAGGGAUGGAACACCUCGUAUCCGGCCAAAGAGGUGUUGGAUCUGAUAAUAGGCAUGGGAGGAAGAGUGUGCCUUUCAGACGACUCGCAUGGCGUCCAGGCUGUCGGGCUGAACUACAUGAAGUUAAGGCGGUACCUUAUGGAUGCGGGUGUCCAAACCAUCUGGUACCUGGAAAAGGAGCUUCCAUCGUCAAAUUCUGACGAUGACGCUGACAGUGAUAGCGAUGGCAGGCCAACACGGUUUGCUCGAGGUACUGUAGCAAAAGCCAUGGGUCCAAGAUGGACGACGCAUGCCUUUUGGACUGCAUUUGCUGCCUCGCUCGAAUCUCGGUCAUAG
Molecule: messenger RNA, 1041 nt
Organism: Mycosarcoma maydis (corn smut)
Lineage: Eukaryota; Fungi; Basidiomycota; Ustilaginomycetes; Ustilaginales
Product: histidinol-phosphatase
Exons: 1
Coding region: 1-1041 (346 amino acids)
Biological process (GO): L-histidine biosynthetic process
Cellular component (GO): cytoplasm
Molecular function (GO): histidinol-phosphatase activity
Source: RefSeq, a predicted model, not a curated record